Molecule: messenger RNA, 2097 nt
Organism: Parasteatoda tepidariorum (common house spider)
Lineage: Eukaryota; Metazoa; Arthropoda; Arachnida; Araneae; Theridiidae
Source: RefSeq, a predicted model, not a curated record
AUGGAAACAACAUUGAAGGGUAUUCCAGGUACAGGAGUGUUUCUCGAUGAUAUCCUGGUUACUGGGCAUACUAAGUCAGAACAUCUCCAUAAUGUAAGGGAAGUGCUUAGGAAGCUAAAAGCAGCAGGCUUGAAAUUAAAGAAAGAAAAAUGCAAAUUUUUGUGCGAUUCCAUAACAUUUCUAGGUCAUGUAAUUGACAAAGAGGGAAUCCGUCCUGUAGGGAAUAAAGUUAAAGCUAUCAAAGAGGCCCCUAUUCCUAAAAAUGUAGGGGAACUUAGGUCGUUUUUAGGUUUAAUUACUUUUUAUUCCAAGUUUUUGCCACAGAUGAGCACUAAGCUGGCUCCAUUGUGCAAUUUACUCUAUCAAUCAGCCUCAUGGCAAUGGAAAAAUAAAGAAAGCAUUGCAUUCAACGAGGCUAAACAUGCUAUUUGUAAUUCAGGACUAUUGGUCCAUUUUGAUCCAGAGAAGGAAUUAACUUUAGCUUGUGAUGCAUCACCUUAUGGUGUUGGAGCGGUGUUAUCUCAUACCAUAGAUGGUGAAGAUAGACUGAUUACUUUUGCCUCGAGGACCCUGUCUCCUGCCGAAAAAAAUUAUUCUCACUUAGAAAAAGAGGCAUUAGCACUAGUGUUUGGUGUAGUUCGUUUCCGCGAUUAUUUGCUGGGUCGUGAUUUUGUUUUAAACACCGAUCACAAACCGUUAGUCACCUUAAUGUCUGAAAAAAAAAACAUGUACCAGCCAUGGCAAAUUCGAGGAUACAGAGAUGGACCAUUACUCUUUCAGCUUAUACGAACUGGAUUGAACAUAGAGAGAGUAGAUCUGGGGCCUGUGACAAUUGCAGAUAUUAGUAAAGCUACGAGCAGUAAUGCAACUCUGAGGAAAGUUUCAAAAUCAGUGUUAGAAGGAUGGAUAGAUAACUUACAUUCUAGUAGUCCAGAUUAUAAGCAGAUGUUGCCCUAUUUUAGGAAGCGUUUGGAACUCUCUGUCGUGGGUAAUGUUCUGCUAUGGGGUAAUAGGGUGGUUGUCCCUGACAUUUUACAUAGUAGUAUCUUGCAAGAACUGCAUAGUACACAUCAGGGAAUCUCAGGCAUGAAGAGCAUUGCUCGUUCACUGUUCUGGUGGUCCAAUUUAGAUGUAGACAUUGAGAAUAUAGUCAAAAAUUGCAAUAGUUGCAUUCAGAAUUCUAACUCUCCUGCUAAAAGUUUACAACCUUGGCCCUCAGCUAAUCGUGUUUGGUCCAGAAUACACAUAGACCAGUCAGGCCCUUUUGAAAAUCAUAUGAUAUUAAUUGUUCAAGAUGCAUAUUCUGAAUGGAUUGAGGCAAUAGCGGUGAAAAGUACUACCUCCAAAGUAACAUUAGAGAAAUUAUAUGAGAUAUUUUCUAGAUUUGGAUUCCCUGAAUGUAUCGUUAGUGACAAUGGGUCAGUGUUUCGAUCAGAUGAGUUUGAAGCUUUCACUAAACAUAAUGGUAUAAGACAUUUGUUUUCUGCUCCUUAUCACCCUUCCUCAAAUGGUCAGGCAGAAAGAGCAGUUCAGUUUAUUAAACACCGAUUACGUAAGGCAGUACGCGAUUCUAUGAGUGUCAGGUUGUCAAGAAUUUUAAUGAAUUUUAGACGAACACUACUGGCUUUACAUGGUGUUUCACCAGCAGAGAUUUUGUUGGGUAGACAGAUUCGCUGCCGUCUAGAUUUAGUGCAUUCAUAUUCUCCUAAAUCAAAUAUUUUAGCCGGUAGAAGUUUUAAGGGUGGUGAGGGUGUAUAUUUUCGUAAUUAUAGGCUAGGAGUGAGAUGGGUUCCUGGUACAAUAGAGAGUCCAAUAGGAAAUAAAAUGUAUCGAGUGGUGGACUCGAAAGGCUCAAAUGCUGAGAGGCAUUUAGACCAGUUGAAGGCUAGUGCUGUGCCGAUUGCUGAUCAAGGUCAGCCAGGUACGACUGUUGUGCCAGAUGAAGUGCAACCCCUGACUGAGGCGAAAAAUAUUUUUCCAUCACCAACGGUAACAAGUUCUGAAGAGGACUCUGAAAUAGUAUGCUGUUCUAGUCAGGACUCUGUUCAAUCCCGUCCUACCAGGCUGAGAAAAAUGCCAUCUAAGUAUAAGGACUAA